CCUCAGCAGGCAUUGUGUGGCCCCUAGACAAUUGCACCAGAGGUCAGCUUGCUGAAGCUGGUCAAAUCAACAUGAAAACCGGUCGUAGUUGUUGCCUUUGCUGUGCCGCACUCGUGUCGUUAGCUUCUUGAACCUGCGGGAAUGCUUUUUGAACAUUGCACCCCGUCGUCCUCAUGACCUCACUUGUAUUUGUUUGAAGUGCUGGUCACAAUGUCAGUGACAAUGAGUGCCACCGCGCAGACCUUCCCCGGCCGUUUCGCAGAGAGGGUGGGCUGUGAAGGUUGCCUGGACCAGGGGGCGAGCACCAGCUAUGGAAGUCAUUUUGCAUUCGAAUACUCUCGACCCGUGCGAAGCCAGUUGAGAGCCAGCUGUGGGGGUGCAGGGUCCUCAGACAGAGCCUUCAGUUGCAACAAAGGUGCGCGGCAGGGGCCGCUGAAUGCGCAGGCCGCAUUUGAUGUCUUGGGUGGGUGGGGCUGGGGUAAGGCGGCAAAGCGGAGGGGCAUUGGACGGUGCCACGAUGAAGCCGGACAGCGGCUUUUCUGUUUCAGACAACCUGUCACGUAUUUGCGAGCAGGCUGCAACGGGGCAACGCCAGACACUUUGGCACAAAGUGGGAUUGGAGCAAAUGCACCUCGAAAAGGGCCCGAGGGGUUCCGAGAAGGUUCAAGUGGGAUGCGGCCAGGUUUGGGUGGGGUUCGGAAAGAGGUGGACGCAUUACGGGGCGUUUGGACGGCUCCUAGGGGCGCUGCAGGCAAAGCGAGGACACGUUUUGGACCGUUGGCGUGGUCAAAGAGCAACAAGGUGGCGGCCCCGUCGGAAGAGGAGGUCGACCUCGACAACCUGGACCUGACCGAUGAGAAGUCGGCUGACGUCCUCCGGGCGGCCAAGAUUGCUCAGCUUGAGCAGCUCGACUAUGAGGAGCUGCAGCAGUUGCCGCGGCGGGAGCGGCUGAUUCCGAAGAAGCGAUCGCAUGGCAAGAAGAACCCGUUCUUCCGGCUGGGGGAUCCAAAGAAGCUGGAGAUGAUACGGGAGACGUUGCGGCCGAACAGAAAGGGUCACGAAGACGAGAGUGAGGACGAGGGGGUGAAUUGGGAGGAUGAGGAGGCGGCUCUGGCGGAGCAGGGGAUUGAGAGCAGCCUGGCGGCGCUCCUGCAAAAGGACACGUUGGACGUCGACCCGUUGAAUGCGCGGCGGCGCAAGAAGUUCAGCGCAGUCACAGGCCAGUAUGCCGCCGACAAGAUUGCCGAGCUCAAAAAGGCUGGCUUGCUCCCCAAGAAAAGCGAGCGGCAGGAGGCGAUCGAGACCAAGAUGCGCGCGCGCCCGAAAGCGCAGCAGACGCGCAAGUCGGUGCUGGCCGAGCACUUUGCGGCGCACCAGGGCAGCGCGCAGGCCAUGAUCCGCAAGGUGAUGCGCCUGUGGGACGACGGGGAGCUCAAGCCGGAGGUGCGCGGGCCGCGCCAGGACGAGGACGCGCAGGCUGACGUCGAGUACGGGCUGAGCUAUGACGACAGCCGGCUGCACGUGCCGUUCCGCUUCGGGCCGAACGACGCGUUCCAGGAGCUGCUGGCGCUGCGGCCCGAGGAACGUCCGAAGUUCUUUCACCAGGGCUUCCUGGACGCUCUGGAACUAGAGUCGGGGGUGGCCAAGCUGGACGCGUUCAAGGAGGAGUUCUACAAGACGCUGAUCAAGCGCGCGCAGGCUGUCAACAGCUACUGCGAAACGCUCUCUGACUCCGACUUCGGCCUCGACAGCUCGUCCCUGGACAUGGCGGUUUACCUAACCCGCUUCCUAACCCGCAACUACAAGAACCCGGAGGACAUCAGCGCGAUCCGGUUGAGCGUGGAGGACCGCAUCGACUUUCUCCAGGAGCGCCUGCACAUAACCCGAGAGAUGGCGAUCGCGCUGCUCAUAAGCUAUCCCCGCUACUUCUCGCCGUUCUGCGACCUGGAAAGGCGGGUUGACGGCGUGCUUGCGGUGCUGGACCGGUUGGACUACGACACGGAGAGCAUGAUCAAGCUCGUCUUCAAGAACCCAUCCAUCUUCAACAACCCGCUCCAGCGCAUUGCAGACAAUAUCAGGGUGCUGCAGGCGUUCGGCCUCGCCGAGCCCGAGUUCGCCACGAAGGUGCCCUGGCUCCUCGGGAUGAACCUCAUGCAGCGGCUCGCGGAGCGGGUCAUCCUCCUGCGCAAGUACGGCAUCAGCGACGCGGAGAUGCCGGUGUGCUUCCAGCGCAACCUGUUUCUGUUCCUGACCACCGUGGAGACGUGCGACCGGCGGCUGUCGUACAUGCAGAAGCUGGGCCGCGGCAAGGACUGGCUCCGCUCGCUCGUCGUCUCGCGCCCCAAGAUCGUCUGCUGCCACCUGGAGCGCCAGGUCAAGCGCCUGCGCGACUCGUUGAAAAAAGUUGGGCUGGAGCGGCCCGACGAGGAUCUCGUGGACCUGAUCGUGAUCAACUCGCCGCUGUACCAGAUGUCGAGCAAGAAGCUCGACGAGGGGCUGGCUUAUUUCACCAAGGAACUCGGGCUGUCGCCCGAGAUCUUUCUGGAGUUCCCGCAGGCCGUGGGGUACUCGCUGGAGGGCCGCACGCGGCCACGUGUCAAGAUCUGCCAGAGUCUAGGGCUCGUGAUCGCGGACCGGGGGCAGCCCGGGCUGAGCCUCGCGCAGAUUUUAGUAACGACGUUUCCGACGUUCAAGUAUUGUAUCGAGUCGGGGGUGUGGAUGCGGAAGUAUGGGGGGCACGUGAAGCAGUUGGAGUAUGACGAGACGGGGAAAGUGCUCGCGGGGCUUGCCGAGGCGGAGGCGGACUACCUGGACGAUGACAGCGUCGAGGUGGAGAUUGAUUUGCCGGAGAUUAGCGGGCAGACUUAACGGGAGGGUUUGUCAAAAAUCUCGAGGAACGGAUUGCUUGGUGUUUGUGUGUAAUAGCGACGAAGAAUGUCGAGGCCGAGAGAUGCCGCCAUACAAGACGGGCGGAAGGAUGAGAGUUCUUGUGGGUGCACAACGCAUCUAGGAGAAGGCAGACUCGCGCAAAAAGACUGCACGGAAAGCCCAUGUUUGGGGGUUGUUUCAAGGGUGGACCAAGCGCGUACCUCGGUAAAGUGGGCAGAGUUUGCGCUUUGAGUUUCCAAUCCGACAUGGCGAAGUUGUCGGGACCAACAUAUUGUCUGUAUAUCAGUGUUUGGGCCGGCGCCAGCCUGCAAACGAACCGUCCGUUAUCGCUCACUGUCGGUCACUGCCGGUCACGAGUUAGGGGGCCCUCGAUUCCUAAUAGCUAGUUUGAUUGUUUCAGAUUGCAUCAUUUCCGCGGCUGGCCGUGUUUGAAAGUGUGCAGGAUUGGGAGUGCACUUACGACCCUCAA
Molecule: messenger RNA, 3358 nt
Organism: Klebsormidium nitens
Lineage: Eukaryota; Viridiplantae; Streptophyta; Klebsormidiophyceae; Klebsormidiales; Klebsormidiaceae
Source: the annotation of a GenBank genome assembly